AAAGCCCGUGAGGGAAAUCGCCGCUCAGGAGCUGCCCCCACAACCUGCCGUUUUUACAAGGAGCUGGAUGCCAUACUUGGGUGUGACCCCACUGCCAAUCCGAGGACCACGAUGGAGAGUUCAGAGCAGGGAGAAGUGGGGGAGGGUGUAGAGGAAGGCGACAGUGAGGCUACUGGCGUGGAGGGAGACACCCCGGAGUCCCAGGAGGCAUGCAGCCAGGAGCUUUUCUCAAGCCAGGAGGAGGCUAGCCAGUCGCAGCAGCAGGAAGUUGCUGGUGAGGAAGAAACUGAGGAGCGUGCUCGGGUGACCUUGACUAAUGCAGCCGGAUCACCGGCCUCACGUCGCUUGCAGAACUUGAGAAGAAAUCCCAGAAAAUCAAAAGAAGAAUUGAUCAAAGCAGUUAUGAAUCACUACAACAGAGAAAGUAGGAAGACACAGGAAUGGAGAGAGAAAAUGUAUGAAUGGAGAGAGAAAAUGUAUGACUGGAGGCAAACAGAAAGCAGGAGAAAGGAAUUGGCUAUCAAAAAAACCUCAAGGCAGAUGAUAAGCCUCCUGGCUCGCCAAACUGAGUCUUUCGAGUCUCUCGUAGCCAUGCAGGCAGAUAUGUACCGUGGUAACCCACAGCCCUCCCAAAGCUCUCUUUCUUGUUCCCCAGUAUUUGCACAAAACACCUUUCUCCAGCAGCCAGUUUCUUAUUACCCCCAGCUGCCCCCAACACCUGUACGAUCACCUACCAGCCCUGAUAACUAUAAUUCUUACCCUGUGCACUCCACCCCCAUUACGCUGCAGCAUAGUAAUCCUGAAAUGCAGCAGACAUUGAACAGUAAUCCAAACAGGACAUAUUCAAACCUCUGAAUGUACGGUCCACCACCCUAACCCCCCUGGCCUUUUAUGUACUGUAUUUUGAAUAAAGGAUUUUAUGGCUU
Messenger RNA from Gopherus flavomarginatus (Mexican gopher tortoise), 926 nucleotides. RefSeq lists its product as uncharacterized. Lineage: Eukaryota; Metazoa; Chordata; Testudines; Testudinidae. The coding region runs from base 112 to 855 and encodes 247 amino acids. The transcript has 2 exons. The record is from RefSeq and is a predicted model, not a curated record.